AUGCUAGGUUCGUCCAAAUCCCUACUACGGGCAUUUGACACCGUUUUUGGACUGUGGGAUAAGUCCUGUGACUGGAAAACUGAUCCCCCGCAGACUGUCACUACACUUUUCAAUGUUAUCGAUGCAUACAAUGAGAAGCACAACUCUAUAGCCACUCUGAGUUCAAGUCUCAGUGACUCAUUGCGUACCUGCUACAACACUCAUGUCAAAGCUUCCGAUGAUUUAUCCAAAGAGAUCUUUUUCGUAGAGAUUCUCACCAGACUUCUGCAACUUCUCACCACUGAAGAUGCUAAAGUAUGGCUACACACAUAUCUACGACCUGCGCUCAACAGCGCCGACGUGGACUUGCAAUUCGUGGAGAAAUCACGCGGAUUUAUCCUUUCACUCUCUGCAAACAUCAUGAAUUCAGAAGAUGCCGACCUAGUAAAGCAAAGAAACGCAACCGCCCUGUUGGUCAUCGAUUACAUUCUUCGAGCUUAUAUUGGCAGAGACAAGGAAGUGUAUGCUAUGAUUGGGAUUAGCAUGGAUGAGCAGAUUUCCACAACGCAUGAACAUAUCGAAAGACUUCGAUUUGUGGAGCGAAACGCUGGCUACCUCUUGAAAGAAUCUGGAAUCAAGCAACCAUUGGAAGUCUUCACCGUGCUCAAUAAGCAUUUCGUUGUGGCAGCAGAAAGACACAAGACAUUGGUAAUUCUUUCUCAGUUGAGCUCCACUAGAGCUUCGGGAAUCCUGUUGAUCAUGGACACUCCACUUUUUGCCAAUUUGAUCAGAUCACUUUUACAUGACUUCAGUGAGGCAGUUCUCACCAGUGAUUUAUACGUGAUAGUGAUGCUUCUUGCCAAGGUGUCCACCCAGGUAUCCACUUACCUCUCGGAUCUUUUUGCUGUGAUCUUUCAGCUCAUAGGAUGGAGCGAAUUCAGUCUGUACUUGUCCACUCGAGAGAAAACUCAGUUGGACUACUUGGUGUCACACAACAUCGAAUGGGAUAGGAUGGGAGUGGACCAGGAGGCUACUAUGAUGCAGUCACAUUUCUUUGUGGACGGCGAAUUUAACCUAAACUACUUAUUGACGAUGCUAUAUGGACUUUUUCCUCGCAACUUGGCUGAGUUCAGUCGAGCUCCACUAAAGUAUUUACGUUCGAAUUCGCCGAAGUUAAUUACUCUCGAGCUUCUUCAGACAUUAGAGGAGUUUAGUUUUCCUGAGGGCUUCGACACUUAUGUGAGCAAUACAUUGAAGGACCUGUGCCGAAGAUUCAUGGUUCACCCUAAUUUGCUUAACCUUGUCAGUUUAGACGAUGAGCUCAAAAACCCCCUAGACUGGAUUAUGAAGAUCAAUGCAGAUAAGGGCAAUAAUGUCAUUGGCGAGGAGGAGAUCUUAUUACAAUGUUAUCUGUUAAAUCCUGAUUUGAUCAUCACCAUCCCCGACAGUCUAGUAUUACCCAAGUGGAUUUCUGAGCGAUUCAUUGGCACAAAUGAAGGAAAAAUCCUUCCCUCCGGUGAUUAUUCACAUAAGAACUCGAUUCGCCAUUCUCUAUCACUGGUCAGUGAAGAUUCCGAUCGUCCCAAGUCAUUUUCAAACCUCAGUGUCCCUGUGCACUGGGAGAAGCUCGAUCGCCGAGUUUCCAUUGUGCCUACAAAGUUGGUUAUAGAAAACAAAAGUCAACCAGCAUCAGAGCCGAUCAGCAGAGUGAAUUUCAAGUCGGUAAAUUUUGGUACGUCGUCUAAUGAUAGUCUGGAGACCGCAACGCUCGAUGAGAUACCAGCUUCUGGAAAGCACGGGUCUAUUUCUGAGUUGUACCUGGCCCAUGAGCGGCUUUUCACUGCAAAUGGGCCUAAUUCUAAUGCGCUAGGCAUUGAUAUGAAACAGGCUCCUACAGCCACCGGAAGCAUUCAGACUGCCAAGAAGACAGCAUCUGAUCUUCUCAAUGAGCAGUUGAAGCUAGAGUCAGAUUCGCCUAGAACUGUGGCUGCGAGCCCCAAGCUAAACGGAUCCGAAUCCAAUGCUACCUUCUCUGCCUUAGAUAACAUGGGCAGUGCCCUUGAUUUCUACCAGCGAGAGCUACUUCUCAUGAAGAAUGAGUUGGAAUUCUCAAGUUACAUGAAGCAUUUGAAUAAAUUCAACUAUCUUAAACUCAAGCUUCGAGUCAAUCGAUUUCUUCGGGAUAACAAGUUGAAAAUUGAAGACUGGCGGAAGGAUAGAGGGGAUUCUGAAGAGAUUCUUGAUGGGCAGGUUGAGGAGAAACAUGAUGCAGAUGCUAAGAAGAGUAGUAAUGACCAAGCAAAGGAGAAAGUUGAUAGCCAAGAUCAUGAGAAAUUUGAUGGUCUAUCGCCCCAGUCACCUCGCGAAAUGAUGAGAGCGGCUGGCAUCGACACUUCUUUUGAGAGCCCGCUAGAGGUUAAAACGAAGCAGAAUAUGCAACUCAGUGCUAGAAUCAAGGAGUUGAGCUCAUAUAUUGAAGAAUUGGAGGAAUCCAUGGAGAAGUUUAAGAUUGAGGUAACAGAUACGCAACAAGCACUCGAAGCUGCAAAGCAGACUGAAAUUGUCUCAGAGGAACAACUUCGGAAGGCUCUUAACGAAAUUCAAGUAUUACAGAAGGAUCACCAAGAUCUUGCCGAGAAAGAGAAGACUAUUGCACAAGGGCCCACUGGAAUUUCGAACAACAACAUACCAGCUUCUAGUCUUGACCAGCACGAGAAAGAGAUUUUCGAUCUCCGGACAGAAAUACGUGGAUACAAAGACGAAAAUGCUCGCAUUUCACAACAGCUAGAACAGACUACUGAGUCACUUGAGUUUACCAUGAAGUCCUACGAAAAGCAACUUGCUACCAUGAAACUUGACAAAGGUCAGGCAGUUCGUGAAAUGUCUAGCCAUUACGAAAGAAAAAUUCACGAGCUCAACAUUGCGAUUGCAACGUUCGAAUCUACUUUGGAAGAACGUAAUGCUCGUAUCAUGCAGUUAUCGACUUCCAAGCCUAUACGGAUUCCAGAUUCGCGCAUGGAGUCUUACCAAAUGAGUCCACGACAUAAUAACAGUGUCCCUAAAUACACUACAGAUUUCCACUCGAGUCACUCCAUGCACGACUACUUCAACCAGAGAGGAUCAGCGGUGUCCAUGGAAUCGUCUUCGCUGUCUUCGAACCCUUCAAAUGCAGUGCAGGCUCUCAAGCAUUCAGUGCCACAUACUCCCACGUCAAGACAAAGUUCCACACAAAACAUUCCUAUUAUUCGUGGACGUGGAGGUUACCAAAAACGGUCGAAGAAGAUCAUGUGA
Sungouiella intermedia is the source of this 3270-nucleotide messenger RNA. NCBI's taxonomy places the organism in Eukaryota, Fungi, Ascomycota, Pichiomycetes, Serinales, Metschnikowiaceae. The record is from the annotation of a GenBank genome assembly.